AUGCCUACCGUUUCUGUUAAUAAAAAACAAUUGUUUGACUUAUUGGGCAAACAAUAUGGCAACGAAGAAUUCGAUGAACUAUGUUUCGAAUUCGGUAUUGAAUUAGAUGAAGACACCACUGAAGAAGCCUUAAAGAACAACGAAGAACCAGAAUUGAAGAUUGAAAUUGGUGCUAAUCGUUACGAUCUAUUAUGUAUCGAAGGUAUUGCCCAAUCUUUGAAUGAAUAUUUAGGUAGAGCUGAAACACCAAAAUAUAAGUUGACCAAACCAACUACAAAAUUAUACAUUGAACAAUCUAGUGAACAAAUUAGACCAUAUGCUGCAGCUGCAAUCUUAAGAAACAUUACUUUCACCGAAAAGUCUUACGCAUCGUUCAUUGCCUUGCAAGAUAAAUUACAUUCCAAUUUAUGUAGAAAUAGAUCUCUGGUUGCCAUCGGUACACAUGACUACGAUACUAUGGAAGGACCAGUUUACUACCGUGCUUUGCCGCCAAAGGACAUUCAUUUCAUUCCAUUGAACCAAACUAAGGAAUUCAAUGGUGCUGAAUUAAUAGAAUUUUAUAAACAACCAGAACAAAAGAAUAACUUAGGUCGUUUCGUCCCAUUGAUUGAAAAUUCUCCAGUAUUCCCAAUAAUGAUGGAUAAAAAUGAUGUUGUGUGUUCUUUACCACCUUUAAUUAAUUCAGAACAUACUAAGAUCACUCUUGAUACCCGUAAUGUCUUUAUUGAUAUUACUGCUAUUGACAAGACUAAAGCUGAUAUCGUGUUGAAUCAAUUAGUCGCCAUGUUCUCACGUUACUGUGAUGAACCAUUCACAGUGGAAGCUGUUGAAGUGGUUUCUGAACAUAAUAACCAAUCCCGUAUCGUUCCAGAUUUUACUGAAAGGAAAAUGGAAACCUCCGUUACUUAUAUCAAUUCUGCCUUAGGUUUAGAACAAACUCCCGAACAAAUUGUAGCAUGUCUAAAAAGAAUGUCUCUAGAUGCUGUUAAGUCUAAUAAAAGUGAUGAUAUCCUUGAGGUCACUAUUCCAAUCACAAGAACAGAUGUUUUACAUCCAUGUGAUAUAAUGGAAGAUGCUGCUGUCGGUUACGGUUUCAAUAACCUGCCAAAGGGUGAAAAAUUAUCGAAUGCCAACUUUAUCGCAUCUGCAUUGCCAAUCAAUAAGAUCUCUGAUAUUUUCAGAGUUGCUUCAUCCCAAGCAUCAUGGGUGGAAGUGCUACCAUUGACUUUAUGUUCUCAUGAUGAAAAUUUCAAGUUCUUAAGAAUGAAAGAUGAUAACACCAAGGUGGUUAAGCUAGCAAAUCCAAAGACUUUAGAAUAUCAAGUUGUCAGGACUACUUUGUUGCCUGGUAUCUUGAAGACUGUUAAAGAAAAUAGAAAACAUUCAUUACCAAUCAAAGUGUUUGAAACAGGUGAUGUUGUUUUCAAGAAUAACUCUUUAGAAAGAAAAGCUUAUAAUGAACGUCAUUGGGGUGCUAUUUAUGUUGGUAAGAACUCAGGUUUCGAAAUUAUUCAAGGUUUAUUAGGUAAAAUUAUGCAAACUUUCAGAACUGAAUGGAUUGCUGAUUACGGUGCCGGCUCUACUGGUAGAGGCUAUUGGAUAGAACAAGAUGAUUCUUUAUCUACAUACUUCCCAGGCAGAGGUGCUAGAGUUAUGUUUAGAAGUAAAGAAGGUGAAAAUGCGAAAGUAGUUGGUAACUUGGGUGUCUUACAUCCUGAGGUAAUGAAUAACUUUGAUGUUCCAUUUGCUGCAUCAUUUGUUGAAUUAAACGCCGAAGUCUUCUUGUAA
Messenger RNA from Naumovozyma dairenensis CBS 421, 1788 nucleotides. RefSeq names its product phenylalanine--tRNA ligase subunit beta (gene FRS1). Lineage: Eukaryota; Fungi; Ascomycota; Saccharomycetes; Saccharomycetales; Saccharomycetaceae. Gene Ontology annotation, cellular component: cytoplasm; phenylalanine-tRNA ligase complex. The coding region runs from base 1 to 1788 and encodes 595 amino acids. The record is from RefSeq and is a predicted model, not a curated record. The transcript has a single exon. Gene Ontology annotation, molecular function: phenylalanine-tRNA ligase activity; magnesium ion binding; ATP binding. Gene Ontology annotation, biological process: phenylalanyl-tRNA aminoacylation.